UCAAGAUCCUUAUUAAUUAGUUUAGUUAGGGUUUCUUCAAAACUUUCGCGAUGAGGCGCCUCCUGAUGGUCUACCUCGACGAAAAAACAAGAGAAAUCCGUGACAAGAGUAUAAUUGUGGAUUUGGUCGAAGGCAUAAUCUUUUACACUGUGUUUUUUGGAUCGUUGGCACUUAUUCGUGCAUAUCCUGAAAGAAUGCUUCCACCUAUGUUAACAUACUACCGCCUAUCAAGAAUGUUUGUGUUGCUCAUUCUCGAUUUCAUUGGCCGGAAGUUCAGAAUGAUCAUCUUCAUAAUAUGUAGAAGAAGAAGAAGAAUGAUCAUCUCGAAAGUAGAGGACAGCAGCCCCUGGUCCAAUAAACUCGCGGGAGAUGUUAUGCAACUGAUUCUACGACGACUGGGCUUAUCAGACUACGUUCGAUGUGCUGCAGUAUGCCGUUCAUGGCAAGCAAUUAUUAAAAGCAAUAUUCAGUCACGCCGUCCCCUUGCUCAGGAUCAAGUUCCAUGGCUUAUGUUAAACUCUCAUCCCAUGUCCACUAGAGAUCAUCGCGUUUUAAGUCCAGGUGAUUGGAAAGAUCAUAAAUUUCUACGAUCAUGGCCAAAUACAAUUUUUUAUUGUACAAUGAAUAGGAUGGAUUGUGUUGGCUCAAUAGAGGGAUGGUUGAUCAUGGUCGACAGUGCGUUGAGGCGUCCAGAGGGUUUUAUGAAACCUUGGUCAUUCUACCUAAAAAAUUGUCAGAACCCUAAUUUUAAAAUAGAAUUCUUCUUCUUCAAUCCAAUAUCUGGUGAUCGAGUGAUGCUCCCCUCGUCGCAGUCCACCCUUCCAUGCCGCUGCAUCAAUGGUCCUGACUUCUCCGUUUCUAAAAUUAUUGCCUCUUCUGAACCAAAAACAAUCAGUCAGGAGCCAUGUUUUGUGGUUUGUCUUUGCAAACAGGGUCAUCUGACUUAUUGUAGGCCAAGGGAUCAAUCAUGGAGCUCGAUUGAUGAGGAAAUACCCUUUGUUAAUGGUAUAGUCAUACUGGGCGGUAAGUUAUAUGCUACAACGUCCUUAGAGUCCAAGUUUUUAAUGGUAUUUGAGAUGAUCGAAGACACCAAAGGCAAUGGCGGUCCUCUUAGCUAUAGGGUCGUUAAGUUGAUAACCCUUGAUCCCAACACACGUCCUUCCAUUCCACUUCCUUUCGUUAAAACUGAUUACAAUGGAUCAAGACUAGAGCAUUACAAAGGCCGUGAGUUCGUUCACCUAGCAAAAGAUUCUGCAUCUAUGGAGUUGUUUAUGAUUUUUCAUAAGGCAGACUAUGCAUACAAGCCUAAACAAGAAAUGAGUUCACUAACCGAUCCUUGCUGGCAUAAGAUCAUGCUUGGAAAGACCUUUCGUUACACUGAGCCACCUAAGACUAAAGGAUUUCGAGUGUUCAAACUGGAGUGUGAUAUUGAUGGUGGUCCACAAUGGAUGGAGGUUGUUGAACUUGGUGAUCGGGUAUUAUUUAUGAGCAACCACCAUUCUGCCGUUAUGUCGUACCCCCAUGGUCAGAAGGUUGAAAGAAACAGUAUUUAUUUUGCCUUUGAUUACGCAUGUUACGAAUCAAUCAAAUGUGACUUUGGAGUAUUUUCCUUCACAAAUAAGAGUAUUAGGCAUUUUAGUAGCUCCAAGAGUCGUUCUUCGCACAUGUUGCAUACUGCACCUUUAUGGUUUGUACCCAAUCUUUGAUAGGUUAGUUUAAUUAAAUUUUGUUUUGUUUCCUUUUUUCA
Malus domestica (apple) is the source of this 1747-nucleotide messenger RNA. RefSeq lists its product as uncharacterized. The record is from RefSeq and is a predicted model, not a curated record. Gene Ontology annotation, molecular function: protein binding. NCBI's taxonomy places the organism in Eukaryota, Viridiplantae, Streptophyta, Magnoliopsida, Rosales, Rosaceae.